AUGCCAUAUGCUUUAGUGGAGUUAACGGAUGCUAGAGGUUGCAAAGAGCUGGUCCCUGUACCAGAAACGUGGAUCGAGCAAAGAGAUCGUGCAGUCUCCUACUUGUGUUGGCCAAACACUAAGAAUAUUAACAUAUUGAAUAUGCUCGUAGCCGACGAACAAAGCAAACCAUCGCCAAUAUGGGAAACACAUAAAUGCGAAGUUAAGCGAACUAGUAUCCCAUCGUUCUUGUUGGCUGGUAAGAUGGCUAAUAUUAGACAAAAAUUAUUCAAACCGAAAUCAACUACGCAGUCACAACAGGACGAAUCUACCUUUUCCAUCUGGACUGGUUGCUCGCGCCAGAAAGAAGUAAAAAAGUAUGCGAUGAGAAGUUACAAGAAUAUUUUGCAGUUCUUUGCUCAUGCUGGCAGCACAUCAACGUUUCGUGUGGGUCCUAAGUUUUUAGCCAUGUUUUUUAUGAACAGACUUAAUUUAAAAUUCAUCGACGGAUAG
Molecule: messenger RNA, 492 nt
Organism: Anopheles nili
Lineage: Eukaryota; Metazoa; Arthropoda; Insecta; Diptera; Culicidae
Exons: 3
Coding region: 1-492 (163 amino acids)
Source: RefSeq, a predicted model, not a curated record